CUCCAAAGGGGAGUUUGGAGGUUUCUAUCUAGCCCUUGAGGAAAAGGUUCUAAGAAAACAGGAGAAAGCCACAAGAAAGGAACUCUUUGGACCACAGAGAAUCCUGCAGUGAGCCAGGGCUCUUCUCCAGUAAAAUAGGAAACUGAAAUCACACUGAAUGGAAGCACUGAGUGGAAACGGAUGAUCCUGCAGUUUGGGAGCCAGACUGGAACUCCCUCCAUCUGCAUCCCAGGACAUUUAGGAAUUUGGAUGGACUCCACAGGAAGGUUUUACAGAGCACUUAAUCAAGGGCUCCGGAGGCUACGUUUCAGGAAAGCUCUCUUGGAUCCAAGAUAAAGGCGGGGUGUAAAAUAGAAAACAAGAGUUGCCUGACUCAGAGAGGUCCUCUGAUUUCCUCUGCGCUCCAGACGGCACCUCUCCCAGCUUAAACAGCUCGGUACCAUGGCUCUGGAGCUGAACCAGUCAGCGGAAUACUAUUAUGAGGAGAAUGAGAUGAACUACACUCACGACUACAGCCAGUACGAAGUGAUCUGCAUAAAAGAAGAGGUCAGGCAGUUCGCAAAAGUCUUCCUGCCUGCCUUCUUCACAGUGGCCUUUGUCACUGGGCUCGCAGGGAACUCCGUAGUUGUGGCGAUUUACGCCUAUUACAAGAAGCAGAGGACCAAGACCGAUGUGUACAUCCUGAACCUGGCUGUAGCAGACUUGUUACUUCUGAUCACGCUGCCUUUCUGGGCAGUUAAUGCAGUUCACGGAUGGAUUCUAGGCAAAAUGAUGUGCAAAGUAACGUCAGCCCUGUACACGGUAAACUUUGUCUCUGGGAUGCAGUUCCUGGCUUGUAUCAGCAUUGACAGAUAUUGGGCAAUUACCAAAGCCCCCAGCCAAUCAGGAGCGGGGAGACCCUGUUGGAUCAUCUGUUGCUGUGUGUGGAUGGCCGCCAUCUUGCUGAGCAUACCCCAGCUGGUUUUUUACACAGUGAAUCAGAAUGCUAGGUGCACUCCCAUCUUUCCCCACCACCUAGGAACAUCCCUGAAAGCAUCCAUUCAGAUGCUGGAAAUCGGCAUCGGCUUUGUGGUCCCGUUUCUCAUCAUGGGCGUGUGCUAUGCCAGUACCGCCAGGGCGCUCAUCAAGAUGCCCAACAUUAAAAAGUCUCGCCCCCUCAGGGUUCUGCUCGCGGUGGUGGUGGUUUUCAUUGUCACCCAGCUGCCCUAUAACGUUGUUAAGUUCUGCCAAGCCAUAGAUGCCAUCUACCUGCUGAUCACCAGCUGCGAUAUGAGCAAACGCAUGGAUGUCGCCAUCCAAGUCACAGAGAGCAUCGCGCUCUUCCACAGCUGCCUCAACCCCAUCCUGUAUGUCUUCAUGGGGGCCUCCUUCAAAAACUAUAUCAUGAAAGUGGCCAAGAAAUAUGGAUCCUGGAGAAGACAGAGACAGAACGUGGAAGAAAUUCCUUUUGAUUCUGAGGGUCCUACAGAGCCAACCAGUUCUUUUACCAUUUAAAUAUAAAACUGCUCUCUGCCUCUGCUUUUUGCUUAGACACACACACACACACACACACACACACACACACACAAAGUGAUGUUUCCUCCUCAAAUAAAAUAUUUGUGUUACACCGAGACCCAACCAUCAACAAAUACUGUUGUUGCAAUUUAUAACAAAGAAGGAGUAAGGGGUGGGGCAGGGUAAGGAAGACAGACGCCAGAGAGUAAACAAGUGGGCAAAGUGUGGAAACUAAAUCUAAUGACAGGAAAACAGCUUGGCAGGAGGGAGAAACAACGCAUUGUGCCACAAAGAGGAAGUCUGUGUGUGUGUGUGUGUGUGAUGGGAGGGGGGUGUUUUGCAUCUUCACCACAGUGGUGGUUAUUCAAAUCUGACAGCAACUGUAAUUCUGUAAUAUAAAACCCUGGGUAAUGCGUGCCCACGACCAUCCUGUACUAUCUCUGUAACUUCCUGUGAGUAAACAACUUCAUAAUAAAAAGUUAAAAGAAGAAACAUCAUGCUGUGAGCCUAGCAACCUAAAACCAAUUAAUAAAGAAACUUAUGCUAAGAGAAAUUUAUAAUUAUCUGUAAUUAUUUAAAAUUUAAUAAGUUCUUUCUGCAAAAUUUCAAUGCUUAAGUAAUCGCAACAAAACUUACUCUUUUUAUUUUUUGUUUGUUUCUUAAUUUAUAAGUGAUUUUAUAACAUAACAUAUAAGAAAGAAUGGCAAUUAAAGAAAAAGGCCAAACCCAUAAAGAUGUUCACACAUCCUGGUAAGUUCCUAUGCAUGCCAUUUGCUUUCAUGAUGUCACCAAAGAAAUUAUCCAACUACACCACUGGGUUCAUCACGCAUAUUCUAGAAACCAGCCUUAAAAAUCAUUGUUAUCUAGAGUCUAAUUUUAUAACUUCCUAAAGAACUUGCCCAUGUUUGUUGGCCAUUACUGAGAACUAGUGAACAAAUAUACUAUCCUAUGUAUAAAGUUUACUUUUCACUUAAACACCUGUAAUUAGGCAAUAAAAUAUGUAACACACGUA
Messenger RNA from Mus musculus (house mouse), 2506 nucleotides. It is a transcript of the gene Ackr4, whose product is annotated as atypical chemokine receptor 4. The transcript has 3 exons. Gene Ontology annotation, molecular function: chemokine receptor activity; chemokine binding; G protein-coupled receptor activity. Lineage: Eukaryota; Metazoa; Chordata; Mammalia; Rodentia; Muridae. Bases 442 to 1494 code for a protein of 350 amino acids. Gene Ontology annotation, cellular component: membrane; plasma membrane; early endosome. The record is from RefSeq and is a predicted model, not a curated record. Gene Ontology annotation, biological process: chemotaxis; chemokine-mediated signaling pathway; G protein-coupled receptor signaling pathway.